Solanum pennellii is the source of this 1203-nucleotide messenger RNA. Its product is annotated as beta-carotene hydroxylase 2, chloroplastic. NCBI's taxonomy places the organism in Eukaryota, Viridiplantae, Streptophyta, Magnoliopsida, Solanales, Solanaceae. The record is from RefSeq and is a predicted model, not a curated record. The coding region runs from base 161 to 1021 and encodes 286 amino acids. Gene Ontology annotation, biological process: carotene metabolic process; xanthophyll biosynthetic process. The transcript is spliced from 6 exons. Gene Ontology annotation, cellular component: chloroplast. Gene Ontology annotation, molecular function: beta-carotene 3-hydroxylase activity; iron ion binding.
AUGUUUUAGCACCUAAAAAAUGAGUCCCUCCACAAACUGAACUUGUGGCUGUAGUGCAUUUUCUUCCACUUUCGCUCUCACUCACACAUUUCCUUAAAUUGCCCUUCCUUUAACUGCCAUCACCCUCUCUGAGAGUCUAGAUUGGUCAUCUCCACCAUCAAUGGCUGCCGCCGCCAGAAUUUCCGCCUCCUAUACCUCAGGAACUAUUUAUUUCCGUCAUACUCCGUUUCUUGGCCCAAAACCCACUUCGACAACCUCACGUGUUUCUCCUUUUUCUCUUAAUCUAGGCCCAAUUUUGAGGUCUAGAAGAAAACCCAGUUUCACUGUUUGCUUUGUUCUCGAGGAUGAGAAGCUGAAACCUCAAUUUGACGAUGAGGCUGAGGAUUUUGAAAAGAAGAUUGAGGAACAGAUCUUAGCUACUCGCUUGGCGGAAAAACUGGCUAGGAAGAAAUCGGAAAGGUUUACUUAUCUUGUGGCUGCUAUAAUGUCUAGUUUUGGGAUUACUUCUAUGGCUGUUAUGGCUGUUUAUUACAGAUUUUCGUGGCAAAUGGAGGUAGGAAUGGAGUUUUGGGCGAGAUGGGCACACAAAGCACUGUGGCAUGCUUCACUAUGGCACAUGCAUGAGUCACACCACAAACCAAGAGAAGGACCUUUUGAGCUGAACGACGUUUUCGCCAUAACAAACGCUGUUCCAGCAAUAGCCCUCCUCAACUAUGGUUUCUUCCAUAAAGGCCUCAUUCCCGGACUAUGCUUCGGUGCUGGGCUAGGGAUCACAGUAUUUGGAAUGGCAUACAUGUUUGUUCACGAUGGUUUGGUUCACAAGAGAUUCCCAGUUGGACCUGUAGCCAAUGUACCUUAUCUUAGGAAGGUGGCUGCUGCUCAUUCGCUUCAUCACUCAGAGAAGUUCAAUGGUGUCCCAUAUGGCUUGUUCUUCGGACCUAAGGAACUGGAAGAAGUAGGAGGGACGGAAGAGUUGGAAAAGGAAGUGAACCGAAGGACGAGACUUUCAAAAGGAUCAUGAACGAUUGUUCAUAAACACAGAAAGUCAUUUUACACUUCUUAUCAAUGAGGAAGGGUGAUUUUUGAUGUGUAGCUCUCUUGAUGAAAUGAAUUUGUUUUUAUGUAGGCUCUUAUUCAGUAAGAAAAAAAAAUUUAGAUUGUAUUGGUAUUUUAUGUUUAUAUUAUAUAGGAUUAGAAGCUACA